AUGGGUAGUGGUAUUGGUAAAGAUUUAGCUAUCAAGUUGGCUGCAAUGGGGAACACGAUAAUCUGUAUUGAUAUCAACGAUGAGGCGAAUAAACAGACAGUGCGCGAAAUAGUGCAGUCUGGGGGCCGUGCGCAUGGGUACUGCUGUAACGUGGCUAACCAUGAAAAUGUCGUCAAACUUCAUGAGCAGACUUUAGCGGAUGUAGGAAAAGUGUCGUACGUGUUCAACGUUGCUGGCGUGGUUUCUGGUAAACUCUUCCGAGACCUCACACCUGCUGACAUCAAACUGACGAUGGAUGUGAACGUGUUGGCUGUUUUCUGGGUGACCCAGACUUUCCUAGAAGACAUGAGAGAGCUUGGGUACGGACACGUGACCACGAUUAGCUCUGUAGCAGGACUGUUCGGCUCGAUAAAGCUGGUGGAUUACAGUUGCAGCAAGUUCGCUGUAAUGGGCCUUGUCGAGGCUCUUAGAUUUGAGAUUAUGGCAGAGAAUUUGCCGAUAGAGUUCACGAUGGUAAAUCCUUACUUUAUAAAGACUGGAAUGUUCGAGGGAGUGGUGAGCAAAUGGCCUUAUUUCAUGCCCAUGUUAGAAACUGGAUGGGUAGGAGACAAGCUAACUACCGAAGGUGAAGCUAAACACCGAGGUGUUGCUGAACAACGAGGUGUAGCCAAACUGGGUGUAGCCAACACGAGGUGA
This is a messenger RNA of Bolinopsis microptera, 696 nucleotides long. RefSeq names its product short-chain dehydrogenase/reductase family 16C member 6-like. NCBI's taxonomy places the organism in Eukaryota, Metazoa, Ctenophora, Tentaculata, Lobata, Bolinopsidae. The coding region runs from base 1 to 696 and encodes 231 amino acids. The record is from RefSeq and is a predicted model, not a curated record. Gene Ontology annotation, cellular component: lipid droplet. Gene Ontology annotation, molecular function: oxidoreductase activity, acting on the CH-OH group of donors, NAD or NADP as acceptor. The transcript is spliced from 8 exons.